This is a messenger RNA of Spodoptera frugiperda (fall armyworm), 1238 nucleotides long. RefSeq lists its product as uncharacterized. Bases 97 to 801 code for a protein of 234 amino acids. NCBI's taxonomy places the organism in Eukaryota, Metazoa, Arthropoda, Insecta, Lepidoptera, Noctuidae. The record is from RefSeq and is a predicted model, not a curated record. The transcript is spliced from 5 exons.
CUUGUCAUUUGCUCACGAGAGUGAAGCUUUAAUUUUUUUACGUACUUUUUGUGGUACUUUUAUUUAAUAUUCUUUGCUAACAAUUUACUUUUAACAAUGCCCGCGGAAGCGAAAUUGGAAUCUAUGUUAUUGACCUAUGAAACCACAUACAGAGGUUCUUACACUGACGGCAGUCUCGAAAAGGCGAUGAGGAAUCGAAUGCCUGAUAAUAAGGUGGCAGGAUAUGUUAGGAAGCGACGUCCAAGACCACCCUUCGUUCCUCUUAAAGAUUUAGAAUCCCUAACUCCUUGGAAAGACGCUAAUGUGCCGUUUAAUUUAUAUCACAAACCGAAAGAGAUAUUGCAAACUAACCCUGCAAAUAUGCAGGAACGAUUUGAACAAUUUGUAGAUGAAGAGCGUGCCACUAUCCAAAAGACACGUCCAAAGGUACUACUGACUCCUGCCUAUCAUUUGGACUCCAUCCCAGAACCACGACGUCAGAUAAUAGUCGAGGAUAUGUACAAGUCCGACACAGCGCACGGUCUGGAGGACGCCCUGAAGGGAAUGACAGCCAACAAGUCCGUGAAGGCUCCGUUGCCAGGAGUGUACUCGAAGUGCAACCCGGUGAGGAAUGAGCUGCCGCCCCUGUUGCCGCCGUACGUGUCUCCGGAGUGGCGCCGCGACAGCGUGUACUGGGACAACAAGCAGCUCAGGACCUAUGCAGACCCAACCAAACAUUUCUGGCUCACUCGGGAACCACCCAACUGCUUAGCGUGCAACGCAACGGCUUUGCAUCGACGAUUGAACAAAAAAUACGUGUGACUUCAACAUAGCUUUAUUUUCAACCUUAAACGUAUAUCAACAUUAGUACUAGAUUACAUUGUGUUCAAAUUGUAUUUAGGUGCAGAUGUAACUUGGAAAAUUUUGAUAAAUAUUGAUACUUAACUGGAUUUGUCAACUGUCGCUUUGUCUGAGACUAAUCGUUAGGUCAUUCAGGCCUUAGAUUUUUUUUUUGUAAAUAUUAUCGUCUCAUAAAUGCACAUACUAACUUUGACUAUUGACUUUGACUUUGAAUGACUAAACGACAUUAAAUGAUAGUAUAUCGUUUGUUUGUUAAGUUUGUUCUUUACAUACAAAUUAAAAAAAAUAAGUACUUUAUAUGGAAAGUCACAUCUUGAUUGAUUUGGGACUCUAGAUUAAAGAGUUGUAUGAAAAAUCGUUGUUAUAAAAAGAAAUAUUACAGAAACAGUGUUGUCUUU